Molecule: messenger RNA, 1407 nt
Organism: Phycomyces blakesleeanus NRRL 1555(-)
Lineage: Eukaryota; Fungi; Mucoromycota; Mucoromycetes; Mucorales; Phycomycetaceae
Exons: 4
Coding region: 56-1135 (359 amino acids)
Biological process (GO): gluconeogenesis; glycolytic process
Cellular component (GO): cytosol
Molecular function (GO): zinc ion binding; fructose-bisphosphate aldolase activity
Source: RefSeq, a predicted model, not a curated record
CAACUCUUUUCUUACUUCUUUCCAUUACAUUAAUUUUUCUUUAUUAACAAUCAUAAUGGGUGUCCUCGAUAUUGUCCCCGCUGGUGUUGUCACUGGCAAGAACCUUUACAAGUUGUUCGACUAUGCUCGUGAGCACAAGUUUGCCAUCCCUGCUAUCAACUGUACAUCUACCAGCACUGUCAAUGCUGCUCUUGAAGCUGCUCGCGACAUCAAGUCUCCCAUCAUCAUCCAGUUCUCCAACGGUGGUGCUGCCUACGUUGCCGGUAAGGGUCUUUCCAACAAGAACCAGGAAGCCGCUAUCAUUGGUGCCGUUGCUGGUGCACAGUACGUCCGUACAGUCGCCACCGCAUACGGUAUCCCCGUUGUCAUCCACUCUGACCACUGCGCCAAGAAGCUCUUGCCUUGGUUCGAUGGUAUGCUCGCUGCCGAUGAGGAGUACUUCAAGGCCCACGGUGAGCCCCUCUUCUCUUCUCACAUGUUGGAUCUCUCUGAGGAGUCCAAGGAGGAGAACAUCGAGGUCUGCCUCAAGUACCUUGAGCGCAUGGCCAAGAUCAACUGCUGGUUGGAGAUGGAGAUCGGUAUUACCGGUGGUGAGGAAGAUGGUGUGAACAACGAGGAUGUCGACAACGCCUCCCUCUACACCCAGCCCGAGGAUAUCUACGAGAUCUACUCCAAGUUCUCCGAGAUCACCGAGAACUUCUCUAUCGCUGCUGCUUUCGGAAACGUCCACGGUGUCUAUGCUCCCGGUAACGUCAAGCUCCACCCCGAGUUGUUGGCCAAGCACCAGGCCUUUGUUGCCGAGCAGAUCGGCUCAUCAAACCCCAAGCCCGUCUUCUUUGUCUUCCACGGUGGAUCUGGUUCCUCCAAGGAUGAGAUUAACACUGCCGUCAAUGCCGGUGGUGCUGUCAAGAUGAACGUCGAUACCGACACCCAGUGGGCCUACUGGACCGGUCUCCGUGACUUCUACAAGAAGAACCAGGACUACCUCCAGACCCAGGUCGGUAACCCCGAGGGCGAGGGUAAGCCCAACAAGAAGUACUACGAUCCCCGUGUCUUCAUCCGUUCCGCUGAACUCACCAUGAAACAGCGCGUCGAGGAGGCUUGCCAGGAUCUCGGAAACGUCAACGUUUUGUAAAUAUUUUUUAUAAUAUAUAGCAUAAAUAUAAAUAUAAAUUAGUACUCUAUAAUUUUUUUUCUUUAUUUUUUUUGGUACUGUAAAUAAUAUAUAUAUAUAUAUAUAUAAUACAAAAAUAUAUAUAUAUAUAUUUGUAUGUUCUCUCAAUAUAAGAAAUUCAAAUGUCAACCCAUUAGCUACAACUAGUUAGUUUAGAUUACAGUCAAUUGAGUUGGUUGAUAUCAAGACACACAAAAAAUACAAUAUAAUAUGUAUGGUAACCUUUGGUCAAG